This is a messenger RNA of Clupea harengus (Atlantic herring), 1700 nucleotides long. RefSeq names its product sterile alpha motif domain-containing protein 9-like. Gene Ontology annotation, molecular function: protein binding. The record is from RefSeq and is a predicted model, not a curated record. Lineage: Eukaryota; Metazoa; Chordata; Actinopteri; Clupeiformes; Clupeidae. Gene Ontology annotation, cellular component: cytoplasm.
GAACUCGCUCUGAAUUUGAAACAACUAACAAAGUAUGCUUGCUAAUUUUAAUUUUAAUCGCUGUUGCAUAGAUAUACAUAAUUUGUAUUUAUUAUCCUUGGCUGUCGGACAUAGGCUAGUCCGACACCUUGGACUUCGGUUUCGCACCGCCCAUUGACCAUUACUUUAUCUCUUACCGUCUUCCGCAUAAGCCAUCAUAUUUACAUGGACGUCGAAAUCGACCUGGGUUGAGGGGUUUGAAAAAGUCCUCUUUUCCCUUAUUAACUAGGCUACCAGCAAUAACGGAUGAGUUGGAUGGGAUAUUGGCCAAGUCUUGGGUAACAAGAAACUUGGGAACUCAGCCAGCCUACUUACAAUGUCUGAAUAAAGCCCAGACGUGUUUCGACUGACUGGAUUCAAGGAUGGCUGAACAUAAGGCAGAGGGUGAUGGAGGAGGAAAUAUGGAGGAUCUGCCUGCUGGACAACUUCCUGCGGAGAUCGAGAGCUGGUCUACAGAACAUGUCAGAAAGUGGACUCUUGAGUUGAAAAAUAUAGGUGAAGAAUGUGCUAAUAUAAUGUACCAGCAGAAAAUUAAUGGAGAAAGUCUUUUACUUUUGGACAAAUCUGAUUUGAUGGGAACAGGUAUUCCAUUGGGUCCAGCAAAACUGAUAAUUCAUAAGAGGGAUGAACUUGUGAAACUCAAAGCUGAGAUGUUAAAUUAUCCUGGAGUUCAGGCAGGGGGUCCGUGCAAGCCUUACCCUUUCAAUCGAUUUCAUGAAGCUUACAGAUACAGGAUUAACAGCUGUCUCGACAUACCAGAGUCAGGGGCAUUAGAUUUGAUUGAGCCAUGUCAUGAAUUUAAAGCAUACAUCAAUACAGGUGACACAACAAAAGAAGCCAAAAUCAAGAAAUUCACUGACGAGGUUGUGCGUUUUGCAGGAGCUUGUAUGAACAGUCGCACAAAUGGCACCAUUCACUUUGGCGUAGGGGACUUGCCAGAUUUUAGCCAUGGUCAGAUUCUAGGCUUUAGUGUUGAAGAUAAAGAGUCUUUUGGGAAAGCUUUACAUGACAUGAUUGAGGGCCACUUUGAACAUAAACAUGUGGCGGCAGCAAAGAAGUGCAUCAAGCCACCUCGAUUUGUCGAGGUGCUUCAAUCUGAUAUGACAUCUUCAGAGAACUAUGUCAUGGAGGUUGACAUAGAACCGACAUUUUCAGUCUGUGAAGAGAACUUCUUUCAUGUCUACAACAUGGACUCACGAAAGUCAAAAAGAAGCAAGAGCAAAGAAUCUAGGGAAGAUGCAAAAAAGUCUUUCUACAUUCGAGACAACAGUAGCAGCAGAGAUCUUCUUAGGCAAAACACUCAGUCCAAGCCUCUGGAGGAGUACACUAAAUACAAUGAAAAUAUAUCAAAGCUGUCACAGGAAAGAAAGGAAGCUGAAGAAAAGCGCCUUUCCAUUGCUAGAAAUAGCGUUCAGGGUUCCAAGUUGUGUGAAAUGAUAACUGGUGGAUCACAUUCUUUGGAUACAUCCCAUUUUGAAAGGUACAUACUUGUAACCAACAAAUCGCAUCCAGUCCAACUCGAUUCCUUGAGUUUCCUUUUAGACAUGAACCUGACUGCAGUCUUGGACUUUGAUCCAGAGUCUUCAGAGAAAGGUUUAAAGAAGUUUUUUGAAGAUCGAAACACAAAUGUCCAUUCUCCAGCGGCAGUACAAAAUCACUGA